UCCCUCCGACAAACGGGCGCAUGGGAUUCCCGUCGUCACCAUCGGAUCAGAUAACACCAAGUGGAAAGACCAUCGUCCCAUCGGUCACCCGACGGCGUCUAGAUACGGAAAUUGGAGCACACCUUGUCACCUUCUGUAGGGGCUUAGGUGUGUUGAAGUGUUCUGUAGCGCAUUUCCAGGGGGCCAAGGCCUUCUUACUCCAAGGUACCAAUCGGGAACCGCGGAUGGAUUCCACCCCGGGGAUCACUUACAAACCGCCCGUUUUUUUCCUCAAAAACACCGAACCACUUUCUUUCUCUCCCGCCCAGUCAGCAGUUUCGCCUCUCUCUCUCUCUCUCCCCCUACCUCCUCAAAAAAACAACAAAUGAACUUAAACAGUGGCGGUCAACGUCGUUGUUUAUGGUUUUGUUUGUUGCCCUUUUGUUAAACUCUGUUGUUUGGUUUUUCCCUCCCCUCAACUAACUAACCAACUACACUAACUAUAACCCUCCAUUGAUGCGGUCAACCUAACGUUUUCACCACCGCGCGCGCUACCUACCUACCUUACCCUCCUCUGUUUGAGCACGUCGCUUGCUCUUCAAAUCUUUUCCAACGUAACGGGCAGCACCCACCACCGCCCAUCAUCAUCAUCAUCAUCAAUCAAUCAAUCGAUCGAUCAAUCAAUUCACCAUGGCCUCCUCCUCAAACACAACCACCGCCUCCUACCCUCCCCUCCCACCCCUACCAUCCUACGAGCUAAAACCCCUCCCGGACCUCUUACCCUUCAUCUCAGACUUUUGGCUCUCCAUCAUCCUCCCCCACGUCGCCUACUGGGUAGUCUCGGGCAUCUUCCACCUCAUCGACACGUACGACCUCUUCCCCCAGUACCGCCUGCACACGCCCGAGGAGAUCUCGCAGCGCAACCUCGCCUCUCGGUGGGAGGUCGCGCGGGAUGUUGUCUUGGAGCAGAUCCUCCAGGUGGCGACGGGCGCGUUCUUGAACCUGACCGAGGCGAAGCAGAUGACGGGGUCGGAGGGGUACGACGUGGCGGUGUGGGCGAGGCGGAUCAGGAUCGCGCAGAGGGCGCUGCCGAACAUGCUCGGACUGGUGGGGUUGAACGCGAGGGGGCUGAGCGAGAAGGUUGCUUUGGGGGGGUACCCUCUGCUGGCGGGGGCGCUGGCGGGGGGGGAUUACCCUUUUCUGACGACGGAGCUGGUUGUGGAAGGGGGGAAGAAGGCGGUGAUGGAGACGGUGCCGGCGUUUGCGGUCUGGGAGGUUGUGCUGGCCAAGUUGAUGUAUUGGGUUGUUGUACCGGGUUUUCAGAUGUGGAUUGCGGUUGCAGUGAUGGAUACAUGGCAGUAUUUUUGGCAUAGGGCUAUGCAUGUGAAUAAGUGGAUGUAUACAAACUGGCACGCCCGCCACCACCGCCUUUACGUUCCCUACGCUUACGGCGCGCUUUACAACCACCCGGUCGAAGGCUUCGUCAUGGACACGCUUGGAGCUGGCAUUGGGUACAAGCUCUCGUUCAUGACCAACAGGAUGGGCAUGUUGUUCUUUGUGACGAGCAUGAUGAAGACCGUCGACGACCACUGCGGGUAUAAGCUCCCCUGGGACCCGCUGCAGCACAUCACGAGCAACAAUGCCGCCUACCACGACAUUCACCACCAGAGCUGGGGCAUCAAGUCCAACUUUUCCCAGCCCUUCUUCACCAUCUGGGAUAGGUGGCUGGGGACCAAGUGGGAGGGGGAUGUGCAGCUCAAGUAUGAAAGGACGAGGGCGAACGCGGCGGCCAAGGAUGAGAAGAAGAGGUUGGCGAUGGGGAAGGAAAGGAAUGGGAGUGUGACGAUGAAUGGGAAGGUGAAGGCCAAGUGAAGAUACUGGUCUGAUAAAUAUGAUAUAUGGGACUGUUAAUGAAGGGAUAACGCUACCUAUGUGCUUUUUCUUAAUGGAGGAGGAGGGGUGGUGGGUUUGGAAAGGAUAAUUUGGAGGGGGAUAGGAAGGGAGGUGGGAAAACCAAGUGGGCUUGGUGGUUGUGGUUUUUUUUGUUGCUUUCAAACAAACCUGUAAUAAGAUUCUUCUUGUGGGGUGGUGGUGGUGGUGGUGGUGGUGGUGUUUAGUAAUGGAGACUCCUCUGGCUUCUUUCUUGGCUCCUUUCUUGCUGGGCAAAAGGGGGUUGAGGGAGAGGGGUUUGGGGGAAUUUGUAGUUACUGAAGUUGUAUUUUUUGGGGUGGUUUUUGAUACUUGUUUUGUUUCGUCUGGGUGUCAGUGAUGUGUUGUUGUGGGUUUUGUGAGUAUCAUAGCAGGGAAGCUAUAAAAAAAUAUAUGUUUUGGGGGAGGUGGGGGCGUCGGUUGAUGGGACGCUUUGUUUUUGUUGUGAUAAAGGAAUUGGAUGGUUGGUACCUGCGUGUUAGGUAGGUACGGUUGGCUGUUGUGAUCGAUGCGAGGACAGCAGCAGGGAGAUGGGUUCGUUCGCGUGUACGUACGUGCAGAUAUGAUGAAUGGGUUGGGUUGCCUGGGUGGUUGCAAGCAGUCGGGGAGAGGGAGCGAGACGUGAGG
Messenger RNA from Podospora bellae-mahoneyi, 2535 nucleotides. RefSeq names its product Sphingolipid C4-hydroxylase sur2 (gene SUR2). Bases 670 to 1851 code for a protein of 393 amino acids. Gene Ontology annotation, molecular function: sphingolipid delta-4 desaturase activity; iron ion binding. Gene Ontology annotation, cellular component: endoplasmic reticulum membrane. The transcript has 2 exons. Gene Ontology annotation, biological process: sphingolipid biosynthetic process. Lineage: Eukaryota; Fungi; Ascomycota; Sordariomycetes; Sordariales; Podosporaceae. The record is from RefSeq and is a predicted model, not a curated record.